Xyrauchen texanus (razorback sucker) is the source of this 1355-nucleotide messenger RNA. RefSeq names its product GPN-loop GTPase 3-like. The transcript is spliced from 8 exons. Gene Ontology annotation, molecular function: GTPase activity. NCBI's taxonomy places the organism in Eukaryota, Metazoa, Chordata, Actinopteri, Cypriniformes, Catostomidae. The record is from RefSeq and is a predicted model, not a curated record. Bases 120 to 977 code for a protein of 285 amino acids.
GUGACCGAAAUCAGCAUGGUCACUGUACGCAGCAGUAAAUAAGGCAAAUAAGCUUUUUUUGUGUGUGUGAAAUUGGUAAAUAGGGACAUUUUCGCACUGUUUGCGUUGGAGAAGUGACAAUGCCUCGCUACGCACAUCUGGUGAUGGGUCCUGCUGGAAGUGGAAAGAGUACUUAUUGUUCAACCAUGGUAGAGCAUUGCCAGGCCCUCAACCGAUCAGUACAGGUGGUGAAUCUGGAUCCAGCAGCAGAACAUUUUGAGUACUCUGUCAUGGCAGAUAUUCGAGAACUGAUCCAAGUGGAUGACGUUAUGGAGGACGAGUCUCUGCGAUUUGGUCCUAAUGGAGGACUGGUCUUCUGCAUGGAGUACUUUGCCAACAACUUUGACUGGUUGGAAGAGUGUCUUGGUCAUGUGGAGGAUGAUUAUAUACUCUUUGAUUGCCCUGGUCAGAUUGAGUUGUACACUCAUCUGCCUGUUAUGAAGCAGCUUGUGGAGCAGCUACAGCAAUGGGAGUUCCGUGUGUGUGGGGUGUUCUUGAUAGACUCACAAUUCAUGGUGGAGACCUUCAAGUUUAUCUCUGGAAUUAUGGCAGCCUUGAGUGCCAUGGUGAUGCUAGAAAUCCCACAAGUCAACAUAAUGACCAAAAUGGAUCUACUCAGUCCAAUGGCUAAAAAGGAAAUAGAAAAGUAUCUUGACCCGGAUAUGUACUCGGUGAUGGAGGACAAUUCUGUAGCUUUGACAAGCAAGAAAUUCAGAAAAUUAACCAAGGCCAUAUGUGGUUUGAUUGAUGACUACAGUUUGGUCCGUUUCCUGCCCUUUGAUCGUACUGAUGAGGAGUGCAUCAACAUCGUCCUGCAGCACAUUGACUUCUCCAUUCAGUAUGGUGAAGACUUGGAGUUUAAAGAGCCCAAGGAAGUUGAUGAGGAACCCAGUAACACAAAUUUUGAUGAGUUCUUCCAAGACCGAGUGGACUCUUGAGUGUGUGUGUGUGUGUGUGGGGAAAAUUUAGCUUCAUGCAGGACUAAGUUAGGAAUGUGUUUGACUGUUCUGAUUCAAGCGCAUUUAAGAAAUGGCUUCACUUAUUACAAAAACAUCUUGUCGCUUUCAUAAUGUCAUUGUUUGAAGGAUUCAACCCUACUUCUUUGCCAUGCCUCAAUCUUAGCAGAGUUUUAUAAAAUGUUGUCUUUUUUUUAGAAUUGUAUUUAUUUUUGCAAUAAAAAUGUGCAAAUGACAAAUGUGGUGUUUCACGUUUAGGAUUUUGUAAUUCAUUACAUUCUGUCCAUUUCUUGAUGGGCAUUUCUGGGUGAACCAUUCCUUUAAAUGAAAAUUAUUUAAUUUACUCACCCUUAUGCCAUC